Crotalus tigris (Tiger rattlesnake) is the source of this 2534-nucleotide messenger RNA. It is a transcript of the gene BRS3, whose product is annotated as bombesin receptor subtype 3. The record is from RefSeq and is a predicted model, not a curated record. Gene Ontology annotation, molecular function: bombesin receptor activity. The transcript is spliced from 3 exons. Lineage: Eukaryota; Metazoa; Chordata; Lepidosauria; Squamata; Viperidae. Gene Ontology annotation, biological process: bombesin receptor signaling pathway. Bases 839 to 2014 code for a protein of 391 amino acids. Gene Ontology annotation, cellular component: membrane.
UUCCUUUAUUGUUCCUCACAGAGACAGAAAUCUUGCCAAACUAAAGCAAACUACUUGCCUCGUUAAAGAGAUACUUCAAGAAUUUCUAGGAAGAAGCCGUUUUGACUUACUUACUCCCAACCAAAUGUCUCUUGAUCCUCUGCAUUCGCUCUGGGGAAUCCAGACUACAUUCCACUACAGUAGAUGAUUGUCUGAUCUCACAGGUAAGUUGGAAGCGUCCUGGAGUUUUGAAAACUCAUAAAAGCAAAUCGCCCUUCUUUUCUGCUUUUCAAGCCUGUCAUCUCUAGUUUGUGACAGACGUUUCAUCUUUUCCCACUGUUACAUUCCGGUUAUUCAAGAGGUAGAAUUGUGAACCCUGCCAAUUCAGUUUGCAAAUAAAAUAAAAUAAACUGUCAAGAAAAACCUGAAUGUAAUGGAAAACCUGCUGGCAGAACAGUGAGCCAGGAUAUAUAAAGAAACUCAAAACUGACGCCUCGUUUCAUAUUUUGCAAUCUGAAUUGACUUUUUUCUCCAUCUCUUCGUCUCCACGUUCACCCACAGUAUCUCUGAAGUGUAUUCAAAAAAGAAAAAGAGAGAGAAAAAAAGGGGGGGUGGAAAACCUCCAACCAUCUUCUCUACCUCCCACACAGUUCAGCAGUGAAAUCUAUGCAUAUUUGUCUUUAUCAUGCUUGGUGACUCCAUAGCAAGAAGAAAAGCGCUGAAUCUCCUGAGCAGUUGAUUUUCUGGUGAAUCUGUUGGACCUCUCUUCAUCUUUUUCACAUGCUCAUGGACAGGACAUGGCAUGGGAUGAGUUUUAAGGAUUUCCUAUCAGUUUAAUUCCACCUGGAGCCUUAAAAAAAUGCGCAAAUCAUUGCUGGUGAGAAAUGCUGAUCUCUAUGAAGAUGUCAACUCAACAGAAGAGCCGGCCUCCUUAAUGAGCAACCAAACAGGCCAAGAAAGCUGGUCUGGAGAUGCCUCCCUUGGUUUGGGGACUCUCUGUACCAUUUACGCAGCCUACGCCUCCAUCAUUUCUAUGGGUCUUCUAGGGAACGUUAUCCUUGUCAAAGUCUUCUUCAAGAUCAAGCCCAUGCAAACGGUCCCCAAUAUUUUCAUUACCAGCCUGGCUUUUGGGGAUCUGCUCCUUCUCUUGACCUGCGUGCCGGUUGACGCUGCCUGUUACAUCGUGGAUAUGUGGUUGUUUGGACGAAUCGGCUGCAAACUCCUGUCUUUUAUUCAACGAACCUCCGUGGGGGUAUCUGUAUUCACCCUCACAGUCCUCAGUGCUGACAGGUACAAAGCUAUUGUGAAACCUUUGGAGCUCCAUUCGGAUGCUGUUCUGAAGACCUGCUGCAAAGUUGCUUGCAUCUGGAUCGUCUCCAUGUUAUUGGCUGCUCCGGAAGCCGUAUCUUCUGACCUCUAUACUUUUCACAUGCCCGAGAAGAACACCACCCUCAAAACCUGCGCACCGUAUCCCGUCUCUGAACGUGUCCUGCAGGAGGUCCACUCGCUGGUCUGCUUCUUGAUCUUCUACAUCUUACCCCUGGCCAUCAUAUCUAUCUACUAUUUUCUGAUUGCCAAGACGCUCUACAAAAGUACAUCCAGUAUGCCCGCAGAAGAGCAGGGUCAUGCUCGUAAACAGAUUGAAUCCCGCAAGCGAGUGGCCAAAACUGUGCUGGUCUUAGUAGGAUUGUUUGCCUUCUGCUGGCUACCCAACCACAUCCUCUACCUGUACCGUUCGUUCACCUACCACACUUCCAUAGAUACAUCCACUUUCCAUCUGGUGGCCACCAUUUUCUCCCGGGCGUUGGCCUUCAGCAAUUCCUGCGUCAACCCCUUUGCUCUCUACUGGCUGAGUAAAAGCUUCCGCCAACAUUUCAAGAAGGAAAUCUUGUGUUGCAAAGCCAAGAUGCCCGUCAGAAGGGCCAGCCUGACUCAGAGUCACACCCCAAGCAGAGCCAUGUCAGUCACAGGAUCGGAAAUCAGUGUCACUUUGCUCACAGAUUAUAGCAUCACCAAAGAAGAGGAGAGCGUUUAAUUGCCUGGAGGAUCAUCGUCCCGCUUGGACUGCCCAGCAAGAUCCAGAAAAUGGCUGAAUGUAGAGGAGAGCUUCUUGUGCUUGGCAGAAACCUUCCCAGUGCAUUGUAAGAUAUCACAUCUCAGCAUCACAAAACUUUUCCUGCAAAUCACAGCAACGUAUACACCCCUACGUGGUUUUCCUCCCAAGCUGCCCUCUCAGGCAUGUUUGACUUAAAUCAGAACCAGCAUAUUCCCUUUUACGUUACAAGGAGAAGAACUUGAUUUGGUUUAGAUCAGGAUACAGAACACUGGAAGCUGCGUAGGAAGGAAAGGCCUGUCAAGAAUCCGUUAACCUGAAGGUUGAGCUCUUGAGACUGCAGGAGGAGAAAAGGGCUGCUAGCAGCUCCAAUAGCAUUAACAGAAUAACAGAGUUGGAAGGGACCUUGGAAGUCUUCUAGUCCCACCCCCUGCUCAGGCAGGAGACCCUAUACCAUUUCAGACAAGUGACUGUCCAGCCUCUUCCUAAAAACCUCCAGUGC